This is a messenger RNA of Entrophospora sp. SA101, 330 nucleotides long. The record is from the annotation of a GenBank genome assembly. Lineage: Eukaryota; Fungi; Glomeromycota; Glomeromycetes; Entrophosporales; Entrophosporaceae.
AUGUCGUUUAUUCAAGAGCUUGUACGUGAAUUACAAGCAGAUCUUGAUGCUUUGUGUAUUUCACCUUUUAGUAAUUUCGAAGCAUCAUAUAAACAAAUAAGACAACCAGAGAAACCAGAAACUACAAAAAUUAAAACUACUGUUACCCCAUCUAUAAAUACUACAAACAAUGAUAAAAGUUAUAAUAACUUAAAUCCUGUUGAAAUUUACAAUGAAUAUUCUGAAUUCUUAAAAAAAUCAAUUUACAGUAUGCAACUAGAAGAAGGAACAAUUCCAAGUUUGAAAAAAAUACAACAACAAUUGGACAUGCUAAUCUUAUUUGUUCCCUGA